AUGAGGACGAGCCAAGCUUCUGUUCACAACCCUGGAGAUGAGCCCACGAGGAUCACUGGCGUCAAGAGAUAUAUUAACGAAGGAUGUGCGGAUGGAGAUUCGUGGAAACUGAAAUUCUCUGUUUCUUUCUUGAGGGAAGAAAACAUAAAAGAUUCCACAGCCUUCGUUAGGAAAAAACCUCCUAAAAGACCAAAGAAGAGACAAUAA
This is a messenger RNA of Eruca vesicaria subsp. sativa (arugula), 207 nucleotides long. Lineage: Eukaryota; Viridiplantae; Streptophyta; Magnoliopsida; Brassicales; Brassicaceae. The record is from the annotation of a GenBank genome assembly.